Messenger RNA from Echinops telfairi (small Madagascar hedgehog), 2924 nucleotides. It is a transcript of the gene ACE2, whose product is annotated as angiotensin converting enzyme 2. The transcript has 18 exons. NCBI's taxonomy places the organism in Eukaryota, Metazoa, Chordata, Mammalia, Afrosoricida, Tenrecidae. Gene Ontology annotation, molecular function: peptidyl-dipeptidase activity; metallopeptidase activity. Gene Ontology annotation, biological process: proteolysis. The record is from RefSeq and is a predicted model, not a curated record. Bases 20 to 2494 code for a protein of 824 amino acids. Gene Ontology annotation, cellular component: plasma membrane.
AACCCAAGUUCAAAGGCUGAUGAGAGAGGAACGCUCACGAGGAGCUUUGACUACAGGAAGACUUCUUCAGUGGAUGGGAUCUUGGUGCUCGGGGAAGAUGUCAGGCUCUAUCUGGCUCCUUCUCAGCCUCGCUGCUGUAUCUCUUGCUCAGUCGACCACCGAAGACCAGGCCAGGAGCUUUCUGACCACAUUUAACAAUGAAGCCGAAAACGUCUCUUACCAAAGUGCCCUUGCUUCUUGGAAUUAUAACACCAAUAUUACCGAAGAGAAUGCCAAAAAGAUGAGUGAGGCUGGGGCCAUGUGGUCUACCUUUUAUGAACAACAGUCCAAGCUGGCCAGUAAAUUCUCACUGGAAGAAAUGACUGAUCCCAUCAUCAAGCUUCAGUUAAAGGCCCUGCAGCAUAAAGGGUCAUCGGUGCUAUCAGAAGAGAAGAGCAAACGGUUGGACACGAUUCUCAACACAAUGGGCGCCGUCUACAGUACUGCAAAAGUUUGUAAUCCCAACGAUCCCGGGAAAUGCUUUGUGCUUGAGCCAGGGUUGGAUCACAUCAUGGCAACCAGCACAGAUUAUGGCGAGAGGCUCUGGGCUUGGGAAGGCUGGAGGGCUGAGAUCGGCAAGCAGCUCCGGCCAUUGUAUGAAGAAUAUGUGGACCUGAAAAAUGAGAUGGCAAGAAAGAAUGGUUACGAGGACUAUGGGGAUUACUGGAGAGGAGACUAUGAAACAACUGAGUAUAGCCGCAGCCAACUGAUUAAAGAUGUGGAACAUACUUUUGAACAGAUUAAACCAUUAUAUGAACAUCUGCAUGCCUACGUGAGGAGAAAGCUGAUGGACGUCUACCCUCAGCAAAUCAGUCCAACAGGAUACCUCCCUGCCCAUUUGCUUGGUGAUAUGUGGGGUCGGUUUUGGACCAAUCUAUAUCCUUUGACAGUUCCUUUUGGACAUAAACCAAACAUAGAUGUCACGGACGCAAUGGUGAAGCAGGGCUGGGAUGCAACCAGGAUAUUCAAGGAGGCUGAAAAAUUCUUUAUGUCUGUGGACCUUUUUCCUAUGACUCAAGGAUUCUGGGACAAAUCGAUGCUCACUGAGCCAAACAACGGUCAGAAAGUGGUCUGCCACCCUACCGCCUGGGACCUGGGGUUGAACGACUUCAGGAUCAAGAUGUGCACAAAGGUGGCAAUGGAUGACUUCCUGACAGCCCAUCACGAGAUGGGACACAUCCAGUAUGACAUGGCAUAUGCCAAUCAACCCUUCCUGCUAAGAAAUGGAGCUAAUGAGGGGUUCCAUGAAGCUGUUGGAGAAAUCAUGUCACUGUCUGCUGCUACGCCUGAGCAUUUGAAAGCCCUUGGCCUCCUGCCAUCUGAUUUCCAGGAGGACACUGAAACAGACCUGAACUUCCUGCUCAAACAAGCACUCACAAUUGUUGGAACUCUCCCCUUUACUUACAUGCUGGAGAAGUGGAGGUGGAUGGCCUUUAAGGGUGAAAUUCCCAAAGAUCAGUGGAUGAAAAAGUGGUGGGAGAUGAAGCGAGAGAUUGUAGGGGUGAUGGAACCUGUGUCUCAUAAUGAAUCAUACUGUGACCCGGCAGCUCUGUUCCACGUUGCUAACGACUACUCAUUCAUCCGAUAUUACACAAGGACUAUUUAUCAGUUCCAGUUCCAGGAAGCCCUUUGUAAAGUGGCUAACCAUCAGGGUCCUCUGUACAAAUGUGACAUCACCAAUUCCACUGAGGCUGGGAGGAAGCUGCUUGGUAUGCUGAGACUCGGAAAAUCAGAACCCUGGCCCUCAGCAUUGGAAAAGGUGGUAGGAACGAAGAAUAUGGAUGUGACACCACUUCUCAACUAUUUUGAGCCCUUGUUUACCUGGCUGAAAGAACAGAAUAAGAAUUCUCCGGUGGGAUGGACUCCAGUUACUACUUCCUCAGGUUCUGACCCCAUCAAAGUGAGGAUAAGCCUGAAAUCUGCUCUGGGAGACAAAGCGUACGAAUGGAACGAGAAUGAAAUGUACUGGUUCCGCUCAUCUGUUGCAUAUGCCAUGAGAGAGUACUUCUCAAGAGUCAAAAACCAGACGGUUCCUUUUGGAGUGGCCAAUGUGCAGGUGAGUGAUUUUAAACCAAGGAUCUCCUUCAACUUCGUUGUCACUUCUCCGCAAAGCACGGACUACAUUCCUAAACGUGAAGUGGAAGAGGCCAUAAGGAUGUCCCGGGGUCGUAUCAACGAUGCUUUCCGCCUGGAUGACAACACCCUGGAGUUUUUGGGGAUUGAACCGACACUGGCCCCCCCUUACCAGCCCCCCGUUAGCAUCUGGCUGAUUGUCUUCGGGGUGGUGAUGGGAGUGGUGGUGGUUGGCAUUGUCUUCCUGAUCUUCACUGGGGUCCGAGACCGAAGAAGGGUAGCCCGAGAAACUGAUGAUGAAAAUCCGUAUGUCUCCGUGGGCCUGAACAAAGUCUCGGACAAGCCAGGAUUCCACGCUAAUGAGGUCCAGACCUCAUUUUAGCAAACUGAUCUGAUAGCUACAUGUGAUUCUAUAGGAGGCCAAUACUAAUUUCAAAGUACAGCAAAGAUGAGAGUGAAGCUAUUAUUAACUGUUGAAAGACCACAGGCUCAGUUCAGGCAGUGCCGUCCAAAGACAGAGUGACCACAGGGAGGGUGCCCUGCAGUCCACGGCUUUCAGUAUUUAUUUUUGCCUCAGGAGCUGACUUCCCUUGUAUUUCCUGAAAGGGACAUUGAUAUCAAAGCAUAAUAGACAAUGUAUAUCUUUGACACACACACACACACACACACACAGAUGUUGCUAUCAAAGCAUAAUAGAGAAAGUGUAUCUUUCACACACACACACACACACACAUCCACGGGCUGGUUGGGAGAAGAGAAAUGUAACAACGUUGUGGAGUUGCUGGACUUGAAUAAAAGGCUAUAUUGUGUAA